This is a messenger RNA of Hyaena hyaena (striped hyena), 1951 nucleotides long. RefSeq names its product growth arrest specific 2 (gene GAS2). The record is from RefSeq and is a predicted model, not a curated record. Gene Ontology annotation, cellular component: actin filament. Lineage: Eukaryota; Metazoa; Chordata; Mammalia; Carnivora; Hyaenidae. The transcript has 8 exons. Gene Ontology annotation, molecular function: microtubule binding; actin filament binding; cytoskeletal adaptor activity. The coding region runs from base 1 to 996 and encodes 331 amino acids. Gene Ontology annotation, biological process: actin crosslink formation.
AUGUGCACUGCUCUGAGCCCCAAGGUACGCAGUGGACCUGGCCUUUCUGAUAUGCAUCAGUAUAGCCAAUGGCUGGCCAGCAGACAUGAAGCGAAUUUGCUACCGAUGAAAGAAGAUCUGGCCCUGUGGUUAACCAAUCUAUUAGGGAAGGAGAUUACGGCAGAAACUUUUAUGGAGAAAUUGGAUAAUGGUGCCUUGCUCUGUCAACUUGCAGAAACUGUGCAGGAGAAAUUCAAAGAGGGCAUGGAUGCUAACAAGCCUACGAAGAAUCUGCCUUUGAAGAAGAUUCCGUGCAAAGCCUCUGCACCCUCAGGCUCCUUUUUUGCCAGAGACAACACAGCAAAUUUCUUAUCCUGGUGCCGAGAUUUAGGGGUCGAUGAAACAUGUCUAUUUGAAUCGGAAGGCUUGGUCCUCCACAAGCAACCCAGAGAAGUGUGUCUCUGUUUGCUAGAGCUUGGCCGGAUUGCAGCCAGGUAUGGUGUGGAACCUCCUGGGUUGAUAAAAUUGGAAAAAGAGAUUGAGCAGGAAGAAACACUUUCUACUCCUUCGCCUUCACCUUCUCCUUCAUCAAAGUCUUCUGGAAAAAAGAGUACGGGAAACUUACUGGAUGAUGCGGUGAAGCGAAUUUCUGAAGAUCCUCCUUGCAAAUGCCCAAACAAAUUCUGUGUGGAGAGGCUGUCUCAAGGAAGAUACCGAGUGGGAGAAAAGAUCCUCUUCAUUAGGGGUCUUCAUGGUUGUGACCAUGUCUCCACAGCCAAAGCAAAGCAGACAUUUAAGAUGCUGCACAACAAACAUGUCAUGGUCCGUGUGGGAGGAGGAUGGGAAACUUUUGCAGGGUAUUUGUUGAAACACGACCCCUGCCGGAUGCUGCAGAUCUCUCGUGUGGAUGGCAAAACCUCCCCCAUCCAGAGCAAAUCUCCAACUCUUAAGGACAUGAAUCCAGACAAUUACCUGGUGGUCUCUGCCAAUUAUAAGGCUAAGAAGGAGAUUAAGUAAAACUAGCUGGUCACCACAAGGGGACUCUCCUAAUGGCCUGUACCCAUUUCUCCAGUGUAGUUAGUUUAGUUCACAUGCUCUGACAAUUACUUUGGAAAAAGGCAUAACAGAAAAAUGUCAUUAUUCUUGAAAAAAUGUUCAAAGAGUAGCACUAUUUAUUUUGAUGCUUCUGUAGGACAUGACCAAUUAAAAGAAGUUCUAAGCUCAGACUUAAAUUAGAAAAAUUGUAGGCAAAUUAUUAUUUCUUGAUAUGCGAACACAGUAUUUAGUACACGAUAGUAGAAGUACAACUCUAGCUAGAGAUAAAAACUAUUAGAAGAGAAUAUUUAGGAUUUAUAGAUAAGUCAACAGAAAGUGCCUGCUUUCUGUCUACAAAGUAAAAGCACCCCAGACAUUUUUAUAAUUGCAGGAUUUUUAAGCUAAUUUUUAAAAAGUGACAAUUAGUGUGAUAAUGUGCUACUAAAAAUAUUCAAUAGCACUACAAAUAAGUACAGAGUGUUCGUAACGGUAACACUUUACUAGAAAGGCCACUUCAGAAAAGUUUACAUUCACUUGGAAGAUUGCCUUAAAGUUUAUUCCUUAUCUAUGACCAAAUAUCUGGGGUACUUUUGGAAGUUUUCAGUACACCCCUUAGAGAACUGCUUAUGAAGUGUUUCAUACAUUCCUAAGCACAUGGCUAUGUUGAGGCUGACUUAGUGUAAUUCACACACAUAAGCUGACAUACAUUUAUAUUUUGACAGAAUAAAUUGUACAGUCAAAAGUUCACUGACUUCAUGUUAUUUGAAAGCAUUUUCUUAUGAAAAUAUAUCUUUAGUUACUCCUACUUUGCUAUGCUGUCUAGUAAAGUAAAUUCACUGUAGCUGAUGUUACAGACUUAUGUAUACCCUUGUAUACUUAGGACAGGGCUGUUGUGUACCCAUAAACAGCAAACUAUUGUCCUCACUGAUUCAAGAAU